Messenger RNA from Penaeus chinensis, 1517 nucleotides. RefSeq names its product tigger transposable element-derived protein 2-like. The transcript has 3 exons. Lineage: Eukaryota; Metazoa; Arthropoda; Malacostraca; Decapoda; Penaeidae. The record is from RefSeq and is a predicted model, not a curated record. Bases 43 to 501 code for a protein of 152 amino acids.
ACGAGGGCGACAGAUAACUUUGACAAAAUAAGACAGCUGUGUAUGCUCAGUGCUACACCAGGCUCAGAAAUAGCCCAAAGUCCAUCGACUUUGCUGAAAAUCAUGGUUGAAAAGAUGAUGAUUGCUAUGUUCAGUCGCAGUGCAACUUGGACAACAUGCAGAAAGAAGAGCCAGUGCCUAUGCCAACACAACAGGGAAGAGAUACACAGCUUAGGCACCAAGGCAGAACCCAUGUUCAUGACAUGGGAGGAGGAUGGGCCCCAAAACAGCAGUGGAGAUGCUUUUAUCAUGCAACUGCAGAAGGUCAUACAAGAUGGGAAUCAUACUCCUGAUCAAGUUUUCACUGCAACCAAGACAGGCCUCUUUUGGAAACGUCUUCCUGCCCAGACCUUCAUCAGUAAGAAGGAAAAGAAGUCUACCAGUUGUAAGGCUUGGAGUGACCUAUUCACUUUUCUGAUGUGUGCAAAUGUAUCAAGAGACUUCAGACUAAGUGUUUGCUGAUUUAUCGCAUUCUCAAAGGAAGUGAAGGUGACAAUACUCCAAAUGUUGCCUGUACACUGGAGAUUUAACAAAGGAGUUUCUUUGACAGCAACAUUGUUUGAAGACUGGUUCGCCAAAUGUGCUGUUCCAGAAAUCUCAUCUUACUGUAAGCAGAAGAAUCUUGAAGAAAAAGCAAUUCUACGAGUUGAUAAUAGUCUAGGUCAUCCAGAGGUAAUCAUUGAUAUUCAUCCAACUAUCAGGGUCGUGUCCAUAUCAAGUGAUAAGUCUUCUUUCAUACAGCAUCUGGAUCAGUUUGCCAUUACUCGAUUUAAGCAGCUUUACACCAAAUCCCUUUUGCACAAGAUGCUCUUCUUCACAGGAGGUGGGGAUGAAAGUCAAGUUGAGAACUUCUGGUUGUCCUUUAGCAUCAAGGAGGCACUCAUUAUCAUCAGAGUUAGAUGGUUAUUAAAACUCCAUUUCUGAACAGAAUCUAGAGGUAUUUGUGGCUUGAUAUCCUCCAAAAUUAUGUAGGCCCCUGAUACCAUGGGAGAGAUUCAGAAGAUCCAGGAGCUUGCUAACAAAAUUCCUGGUGAAGGCAUUAUGCAUAUCACCAAUAAUGACGUUCUCAGUCACAUAAAAUCACAUAAAAAAAAUCUGUCAGCAGAGGAGUUAACACAGCUAGCCAAGGCUAUUCAGGAAGAUGACUACCAAAACAGGAGACUCCAGAAUCAUCUUUGCCAUCAACCUCAGAACUGAAGAGCAUUAUCAAGCUGCUUUACAGAACUGAGAGAGCAUUGAUUGAGAAAGAGUGGAACCCUUUGAGGUUGAAACACAGCCUGACUCACCUCAGAAGUAUAAGGGCUAUAUAUAUGGUUGCACUAAUGAAAAGAGAAAAGAGGCAGUCAUUUUUAAUGUGGAGAAAAUUUUAUUAUUGUAAAUAUGAUUUCCAUUGAAAGUAUUAAAGGAUUGUAUUUUUAAAAUUUGUAUGAAAUAUCUCAACAGGCCUAAAAACACUUGAAAGUCAAUAAAAAAUAUUU